Colletotrichum acutatum is the source of this 1985-nucleotide messenger RNA. RefSeq lists its product as uncharacterized. Bases 302 to 1555 code for a protein of 417 amino acids. The transcript has 2 exons. The record is from RefSeq and is a predicted model, not a curated record. Lineage: Eukaryota; Fungi; Ascomycota; Sordariomycetes; Glomerellales; Glomerellaceae.
GCCUCCACCACGAACCCCAACUCCACAAACUCCCGACCCUUGCGGCGCAAUCCCGAAGAUGGUGGGCGAUGAAGACGGUGAUCUAGCCGUUGUCGGCGGGAGUCUGACGGUUACAAAAGAAGACAACUUCACUGCGCCCUGACAUACCCUGCAGCACAGCCAUCACCAUCAACCUCAGGAUCUAUCUCAUCUUAUAAUCAAGGGAAAAAAACAAAACAUAAUUACCCAUCGACUCUGACCCCUCGUUUUACAGUAUCACCACACACAUCCACCCACUUCAACCCCUUCCCAAUCAUUCAGAAUGUCGCCCAGUGCGCUCCCCGCCCAAAAGUCUUACAGCAUCGCCUCCAUGGGGGCCGAUGGCAUCGGCCCGGAGGUUAUCGAGGCCGGUGUGGAGGUCCUCAAGGCUCUUUCCGAGACUCUUGGCACAUUCGACCUCAACUUCACCGACUACGACUGGAGCUCCGAGACUUACAAGAAGACCGGAAAGUACAUCCCGGACGGCGGUCUUGAGCAGCUCAAGAAGCACGACGCCAUUCUCUUCGGCGCCGUCGGUGCCCCCGAUGUCCCUGACCACAUCUCCCUUUGGGGCCUCCGCUUGGCAAUUUGCCAGCCCUUCCAGCAGUACGCCAAUGUCCGCCCUACCCGUGUCCUCCGCGGUACCCAAUCUCCCCUCCGCAACUGCGCCGAAGGCGAUCUGGACUGGGUCAUCAUCCGUGAGAACAGCGAGGGCGAGUACGCCGGCCAGGGUGGUCGCUCGCACCGCGGCUUCCCCUGGGAGACCGCCACCGAGGUCUCCAUCUUCACCCGCCACGGUGUUGAGCGUCUGAUCCGCUUCGCUUUCGAGACGGCCCGCAGCCGUCCCCGCAAGCUUCUCACUUUUGUCACUAAGAGCAAUGCCCAGCGUAACGGCAUGGUUCUCUGGGACGAGGUUGUCUAUGAGGUUGCCAAGGACUUCCCCGAUGUCUCUCUUGACAAGAUGUUGGUCGAUGCCAUGACCACAAGAAUGGUUCUCAACCCCAAGAGCUUGGACACCAUUGUGGCCACCAACCUUGUAAGUACAUGUUUGUCAAUUCAUUUUAGGUAUGAUCAGGGGACUAAUGACGGCUCCAGCACGCCGAUAUUCUCUCCGACCUCGCUGCCGCCCUUGCCGGCUCCAUCGGUAUCGCUCCUACCAGCAACUUGGACCCCAGCCGCAAGAACCCUUCCAUGUUCGAGCCCAUCCACGGCUCCGCCUUUGACAUCACCGGCAAGGGCGUCGCCAACCCCGUUGCUACUUUCUGGACCGCUGCCGAGAUGCUCGAGUGGCUCGGUGAGAAGGAGGCCGCGACGCAACUCAUGGAGUGCGUCGAGAACGUCACUGGCAAUGGUGUUGUCACGGCUGAUCUCGGUGGCAAGGCGACGACGAAGGAGGUCACCGCUGCCGUUGUGGCUGAGAUCAAGGCCAAGCUUGGCAAGAGCAAGCAAUAGAGGGUUACUUUGGCAGAAGGUAUAUGGGGGAAGAUUUAUGAUUGCGCCUGAGGAGGACCCGAGCUUACACGAUAGGAAGCACUGAGGAAAUAGAUUACCAGCGAUAUGUACAUUUACACAUCUGGAGCGCUUACAUAGCCGAAGGCGGUGUUAUUAAAUGGGAUUUUGAGCUACCUUACCUUUCAAGCCAUUGGGCACCGUCCGUGUCAAACGUCAAAUACGAAGUGGACGCAUUUGGAGUGUCACCCUCCUUCAUGAUUGAUGGUAGAACUCAACAGUCUACAUCGCUAUUAUGACCUCGAUCAACGAUCAAGAAGUCCCUAACAUCAUCCUAAUGUCUCUAGAAUAAUAGAUUGACCGAGAUACCCCCUGAGCUCCUUUAGAAAUCGCCAGUGUCGUCUUCAAAACAAAUUUUGAAGUCGAUAGAUGUUCCUAAAUAAGAGUUUGAUGAAAUAUAAUACCAUGAGUAGAAGGAAGAUGAUGUAAAUGCAAGUGCCUUUGGUAAGUAUGGUACG